GUCUCCUUGCAGUAGUGGACGCCUCCACCCUGGGCGAGUUCCGGAUGUAUGCGAUCCCCUGGCAGAUGUCAGCGGGAUGCCAACUGGCCGGCUUCCUGGGGGUGCUGAGCUCCGAGCUGAGCGUCUACACGCUGGCAGUGAUAACGCUAGAACGGAACUACGCGAUAACGCACGCAAUGCACCUGAACAAACGUCUCUCCCUCAAGCACGCAGGUUACAUAAUGACCCUGGGCUGGGGUUUCGCCCUGUCGAUGGCGACCUUCCCGUUGAUAGGAGUAUCGGACUACCGGAAGUUCGCCAUUUGUCUGCCCUUCGAAACCACCGGGACAGCCUCUCUCACCUACGUCGUGUUCCUGAUGCUCAUCAACGGGGUAGCCUUCCUCAUCCUCAUGGGCUGCUACCUCAAGAUGUAUUGCGCGAUCCGGGGCUCGCAGGCCUGGAACUCGAACGACUCUCGAAUAGCCAAGAGGAUGGCCCUCCUGGUGUUCACCGACUUCCUCUGCUGGUCGCCCAUCGCGUUCUUCUCGCUGACCGCGACCUUCGGCCUCCAGCUCGUCUCCCUGGAGCAGGCCAAGGUGUUCGCCGUCUUCGUGCUUCCGCUCAACUCCUGCUGCAACCCCUUCCUCUACGCCAUCCUGACGAAGCAGUUCAAGAAGGACUGCGUGCUGAUCUGCAAGGCCAUCGAGGAGUCCAGGGUCACCCGGGGGAUCGGAAGAUGCAGACACAGCUCGAAUUUCAGCAACAGGCAGACCCCCGCGAACACGAACAGCCUGGUGGACAGGUCGUCCAGGGAGAACCAGCCUCCACCUUGUGCGUGCAAUUCGAGACUCCUCGAGGAUGGUCAGUGUCCUGGGGGGUGGUGGGGGAAGAGGCUGCUCUGGCUGUGCCCCAGGGAACGGCGACGUAGGAGGAGGCCCCGACACCCCAGGACCGAUCAGUAUGCCUAUCAGAUCGCCGAGAUCCAGCAGAAGCAGCACAAGAGAGCAUCUUCGGUCUCCUCCAGCGAGAACUUCUCCUCCUCCAGGUAGCGAUGAGUCCAUACCAAAAGC
This is a messenger RNA of Orussus abietinus, 1049 nucleotides long. RefSeq names its product follicle-stimulating hormone receptor-like. Gene Ontology annotation, biological process: G protein-coupled receptor signaling pathway. Gene Ontology annotation, molecular function: protein-hormone receptor activity; G protein-coupled receptor activity. The record is from RefSeq and is a predicted model, not a curated record. The transcript has a single exon. The annotation marks the transcript as partial. Lineage: Eukaryota; Metazoa; Arthropoda; Insecta; Hymenoptera; Orussidae. Gene Ontology annotation, cellular component: membrane.